Molecule: messenger RNA, 1284 nt
Organism: Sclerotinia sclerotiorum 1980 UF-70
Lineage: Eukaryota; Fungi; Ascomycota; Leotiomycetes; Helotiales; Sclerotiniaceae
Exons: 2
Coding region: 1-1284 (427 amino acids)
Source: RefSeq, a predicted model, not a curated record
AUGGCGGAGGUCCAGCAGCCAUCAAUGGGACAGAGUCAACCACGAGCAAUUCCUGUACAGGAUACAGCCUUGCAGAUACAACCUCCAGCUUCUACAAAACUUUCUCCCUCUGCGCCCAUAAAUCGUGUUCGCAAUUCGCAUCUCGCUUUAGAUACUUUUUCGCCUGUUAAUCAGAAUGGAAGUUUCGAGUUUGAUCGUGUUUUAAAGAGUGGUUAUGUGCAGAAACGAACGAGGAAAACAAAGGCGUGGAAACCUAUUUUUCUUGUCCUCCGACCAAAUUACCUCUCAAUCUACAAAGACCAGAAUGAAGAUAAACUGCGCCAUAAAAUCCAUCUUUCAGACUUAACAGCCGUCGCCUUCCUUAAAGAUCCCAAACAAAAACGGCGCAAUGUAUUCGGCCUCUUCACACCCUCUCGAAACUACCAUCUGGAAGCUACCACCAAAGGCGAUGCAGAAGAAUGGGUUAACCUCAUUCGCAAAGAAGCGCGAAUCGACGAAGAAGAAGAGGAAGAAAUGUUACUCGCCAGUCCUUCUGGUAAUAUAACUAGCACAUAUCCUGGAUUUGAUCAAGCCGUAGCGCACCAGCAAUUACAACGAAAAACUGAAGCCCAACUUCUACAUGAUGAAAGACUAGGAAGUAGUUCUCCGGAGCCAGCAGAUCCUUUGCCACGGACGAAUAAUAAACAAAAUAUAUCGGCAUUCGGAGGAGGCAGACGCCCAUCAAAUACAAUCGAAUAUUCUGGCAAUGAACUAGUAUCUGAUGCCGAAUUUUCAGAUACAGAUCUUGCGCGCCUACCCGGUAACUCGACUAUUUCUCUAAACCUACACAACCCUUCCAACAACCUAAACUCCAACCAAGAUCUUGAAGUGAAACCCCCUUCCUCCACACUUCCACUCGCACGCAAUACAUCCCAAUUAUCUCUCUCGCAACAUCCACUCCCCGAUCAAGACCCUGAACGUGUAGUCUAUCAAGGUUAUCUCCUCUAUUUACGCUCGAAAAACGGUAUUCGCUCCUGGAAAAAUCUUUGGGUAGUACUACGUCCCCGUUCUUUAUCCUUCUAUAAAAACGACUCGGAAUACUCACCGGUCAUGAUUGUACCCAUGGAAAACGUAAUAAAUGUUGUGGAAAUUGAUCCAUUGAGUAGGACGAAACCAUAUUGUUUUCAGGUGAUUAGUGAGGAAAGAAGUUUUAAGUUCUGUGCGGGAAGUGAAGGGGCACUGGUGAAUGUUUUAGGGGCGUGUAAGAGUUUGUUGGCGAGGAGAAAGGGGGGUGUGGGUGUGUAA